Pseudonaja textilis is the source of this 1515-nucleotide messenger RNA. RefSeq names its product synaptonemal complex central element protein 2 (gene SYCE2). Gene Ontology annotation, biological process: synaptonemal complex assembly. Lineage: Eukaryota; Metazoa; Chordata; Lepidosauria; Squamata; Elapidae. The record is from RefSeq and is a predicted model, not a curated record. Gene Ontology annotation, cellular component: central element.
AUGACAUCAGCAAGUAUUGUGGGCCCAAUUGGCAAAGGAAAGCUCAAGACUGCAUUAGUUAUUAUGUCUACUGAAGAAUUUCAGUUCCAAGAGCCAGAGCAAGAACAAGAUAAAUCAAACAGUCUAUUCUUCACUAAUUCAGAAAGAAAUGAAUUAAGUGAUAAUCCAUUACGGAAAGAUUCUCCAAAAACACUUCUUCCCAAUGCAAAUGUAAGCGGAGGAAGGCCAGAUAGCAAAGCCUCAAAUUACUUUAUAGCCCUAGAUUCAACUAUUGAAAGUCUUCAGGAAAGAACACAGCAACUAAUUGAUAAGAUUAAUGAGAAUAGGAAGAAAGACCAUGUACUCAUGAACAACUUCAGGGAAAGUCUUCUGAUGAAGGUUUCAAGCUUGGCAGAAAAAUUGGAGGAAAGUGUAUUUCCUGUUUAUGACCAUAAUAACAAGCUUAUUCAGGAUAAGCUGCAAGAGCUUUCUGAGAUCAUGGAGAAGAUCAGACAGAUUGAAAAUGAACUCAAGCAGGUUUGUCAUACCGUGGAGAUGAUGUAUAAAGACCUGUGUGGUCAACCUGAACUGUAAUCUCAUGGAGAAAAAAUAAAGGAGAGGGAAAUAAUACAGUAAGAAAGAAAGAAUAUAUAAAAUAAAUAAAUAAAUAUAUCUGUGUACCAGUAAGUAGUAAUUUGGCUUCUUUGAAUUGCAAAAUGGCAUCCAAAUCUAUUCUGUUCAUAGGUAAGUUUAUUUUCUUGCAUUCUUUUGGUUUUUCAUUACUCAUUUGCAAAUGAGUUACUUUCUAGUUCAUAAUGUCAAUAAAAUUAAUUACAUUAAUAUACAGUAAUUUACUUUCUUUUCAAAACAUUUGAACUAUUAUCAGUAUUUACAGAGGUAUACAAUCAAUAAAUACCCUAGCAAGUGUAGUCAGUAUGUACCCAUGUUUCCUUGAAAAUAAGACCCAGUCUUGUUUUUUUAGGCUCUAAAAGGGAGCCAAAAAUUAUUAGGGCUUAUUUUCCAGGAAACAUGGUAUCAGGGUGAUGGCAAGGGACCAGUUUUCACCACCUUGCUCCAGCCUGUAUCCACCCCCUGGCACGCACACAAGAGGUAGCGAGCAUGCGGGGCCAACGAUGGCCGGUAGCAACUUCAGCCCACUGCCCCCUUGCCCAGCACACCCUGGGGCGGCGCAGACUACGCAGUGCAGGUGAGUCCAAGCCUGGCUGGCCCUCCAAGCAGUAACCAAAGACAGAGGCGCAGGGGGAGGCAUGCGAUCCAGCCCACCGGAUGUACUGCAUGGCUACCUGUCCUGUCCCAGCUGUAGGCAACCAAAGACAUGGUGGGAUGGAGUGGACAGGCUACCAUGUGACACAUCCAGUUGCCCCGGAUUGUGUGCCUCCCCCACCUCUGCCUCCACCUGCUGUCCUGGUGGUUGUAGCAUUCACACUCACUUGCACGGUGCAGGCUGCGCAGGCCGAAUGCGCUGACCAAGGGGCCAGCAGACUGCUGCUGCUGGAUACCGUUGGACCCCGCGCA